Metschnikowia bicuspidata var. bicuspidata NRRL YB-4993 is the source of this 1590-nucleotide messenger RNA. RefSeq lists its product as uncharacterized. Lineage: Eukaryota; Fungi; Ascomycota; Pichiomycetes; Serinales; Metschnikowiaceae. Bases 1 to 1590 code for a protein of 529 amino acids. The record is from RefSeq and is a predicted model, not a curated record. The transcript has a single exon.
AUGCUUGCCUCCGCCAACGGCGGCGCCGUGCCCGCCAGCUUGCGCCAGUAUGAGCGGCGGUUCCCCGAAGACGCGGUGACGUGCGCCAACAUCGACACGUAUUUGCAGCUCCGGCGCCACGACGGCCGCGCCAACAACGUGGUGGCCGGAGUGUUCUACGAAAACGCCGCCGUGCGGGGCGCCCUGCAGUUCCUCGACGUGCUUCUUGCAGACCCCCUUGCGGGCGGCAGCGAGGCCUGGCACCGGCAAGUCCAGGCGCGGCCGCUCACGCAAAACACCAUAUUCACCCACAAAAACAGCGCCUUGCCGCUGGUGCUCCCCACCGCAUUUGCCCGCCAGCUGCACGCCGUGUGCGUAGGCCUGCCGGUGCUCGACGCCGACACGCGGCCGCGUUUCCCGGGCGCGUUGCCGCCGCUGCCGGCCGCGCCCAACUACCUCCAGCUCAUCGAGAUCAACAAGCCGCAGGACGUGGACAGCCUCGCGGACGUGUGCUCGUUCUUCAUCCACGUGACCGCGGACUUGGCCGGCGCCCCGGACCGCUGGCCGCGCCACGUGCGCCACAAGGUGCUCCUCACGGUGGUCGACAGCGACGAGUACACGCCGCGCUCGCUCGAAACGACGCCCGUGGCGUUCUGUGCAGCGCCGGACGGCGCCCGCCACGUGAUCAAGGUCAACAGCCGCGUGCUUGCGGCCGGCAUCGACGCCUUCUACCGCUGGGACACCCGGGCCGCGUCGCAGUACUUCGAGAGCGUGCAGGCCAGCAACGUGCUCGAGACCGCCAAGUUCCUCCUGUGGCACGUGCGCACGGAGAACGUGCGGGCAUGGACGCUUCUGCUCAUCCGCCGGGACAUCGCGGCCGGCCUGCUCUCGGAGUCCCAGCUCCGCCAGGCGUACGACGACUUGCGGCUCCACGACUUGGUGCAGGGCAGCCGCCACAUGCACGCGGAACUCCAGACGGUCCUCGCGCCGCAGACACGCGCCUUCUUCCGCAACAAGCUCCCCUGGUACAUGCUCUACCUCCAGAACGACAACGUCGAGUACACCGUCAAGGACUUCUUCAGCGCGCACUUCAUGAGCAGGAGCAUCGACAGCUACAGCUAUCUCCGUGGCCAGCUCGUUGCCCGCCUCCAGGAACACAAGUACGCCCACUACUCGGAGAAGGACCGCCUGCGGGUGCACAACCCGCUCCAGCAAUACAAGGCCGACCUCAUCAACACGCGUGUGCCCCAGGAGAUCCAGCGGGCCGUGUACUCGGCGCUCGUGUCCGCCUUCGUCUACUACCAGCUCCCGCUCUCGGCGCUCGCGCUCGCGGGAUACAUGUGGGUCGGCGUCGAGUCGCAGACGGCUGUCGCCAUCGCCGCGUUGGGCUGGGUCGUGGGCUUCAACCACGUGUCGAAGGCCUGGCAUGACUUCACGGCCACCUGGCUCAAACGGCUCUUCGAGGACGUCAGGUUGGUCAUUUCCCGGGACUGCAUGGAGGACGGCCUUUUGAAAGAGCUCAAUGCCAACUUCGAGGGCGCCAAGGAGGUGGCGGCCGUCAAGCAGCAGGUGCUCGCGGACUUGGAGGCGGUCUCUCCGCCCCGAGACUAA